Pygocentrus nattereri (red-bellied piranha) is the source of this 2972-nucleotide messenger RNA. RefSeq names its product WD repeat domain 36 (gene wdr36). NCBI's taxonomy places the organism in Eukaryota, Metazoa, Chordata, Actinopteri, Characiformes, Serrasalmidae. Bases 90 to 2792 code for a protein of 900 amino acids. The record is from RefSeq and is a predicted model, not a curated record. Gene Ontology annotation, molecular function: protein binding. Gene Ontology annotation, biological process: rRNA processing. The transcript is spliced from 23 exons. Gene Ontology annotation, cellular component: Pwp2p-containing subcomplex of 90S preribosome; small-subunit processome.
ACGGAGGUUGUGGUAACGAGGAGCAUAACUAGCUGCAUUACAUUUCAGGAAUGUGGUUUGAUAAUUUUUUCAUGUAGAUACAAAAGAGUAUGACUUCAGUUAAAGAAACAAUGUUUGUUGGAGAGAAAAGGGGAAGCUCGAUAUUCUGUGGAUUUAGGGCGCUUGGACUUUACUCCAAUCACCUACCACACGUGGUCCGUUUUCAUAAGAAACACCAGGAGUUCUAUGUGGUGACAGCAGUGGGUCGGUGCUUCCAUACGUACAACGUAAAGAAACUGGGAAUUGUUGCUGUCAGUAAUGCUCUUCCUGCGGACAUUUCGUACCUUGCUGCUGACCGAAUGCUUGUCUAUGCUGCACAUGGAAAAGUUAUCUCAGCUUUUGCAAAGAACAGAAAGGUUGUCCACACUUAUGAAGGCCACCAAGCUGAUGUCCAUUUGUUACUGCCAUUUGGAGACCAUCUCAUAUCAGUAGACAAGGAAAAUGCUGUCAUCAUCUGGGAUGUCGAUUCAGAAGAUAUGUACUUGCAGAUUUUAUUUGAUAAAGCAUCAUUUGAUGUUAGUGCUGUUAUGCAUCCAAGCACGUACCUGAAUAAAAUCCUGUUUGGAAGCAGUCAAGGAAGUCUUCAGUUAUGGAAUAUCAAGGCAAACAAACUUCUCUUCAUUUUUCCUGGAUGGGAAUCAGCGGUGACAAUUCUUCAGCAGACUCCAGCUGUGGAUGUGGUUGGUGUAGGUUUGGCUUCUGGACAGAUCAUUAUACACAACAUCAAAUUUAAUGAAACUCUAAUGAAGUUUCAACAAGACUGGGGUCCAAUCACUGCCUUAUCCUUCCGGACAGAUGGUCAUCCAGUAAUGGCUGCUGGUAGUCCUGUUGGGCAUAUUGGACUGUGGGAUUUGGAGGAGAAGAGGCUGGUUGGUCAAAUGAGAGACACGCACACCACAGCCAUUGCUGGCCUCACUUUCCUUCACAGUGAGCCACUCCUGAUCACCAACGGGGCUGACAAUGCCAUUAGGGUGUGGAUUUUUGAUGUGGCGGGAGGAGAAGGACGUCUGCUGAGAUUUCGCAUGGGGCACAGUGCACCACCCACCAAGAUUCAACACUAUGACCAGAGUGGCCAGCACAUUCUAAGUGCUGGACAAGAUGGUACCCUGCAGUCAUUUUCUACUGUUCAUGAGCGCUUCAAUAAGAGUUUGGGACAUGGCUCUCUAAACAAGGCAAAAGCCAAAAAGAAGAGUGUGAUGUGCGACACUGCGAAACUGCCACCCAUCACCACUUUUGCAUUAGAGAGUGCUCGUCAGAGCGACUGGGAUAGCAUUGUGGCCUGUCAUCAAGGUUUUCUUGUCACCACCACAUGGAACUAUCAGAAAGGCUCCAUGGGAGCUUACAAACUGGAACCAGAGCGUUUUAACAAGAACCGUGCCCUGACCGUUCAUGCCACGGCUGUAGACAUCAGUUCCUGUGGGAACUUUGCAGUGAUUGCCCUGUCUUCAGGACACAUAGAUGUGUACAAUAUGCAGUCAGGCCUACAUAGAGGACAGUAUGGAAAAGAUAGAGCGCACUCCGGGCCAGUGAGAGGUGUUGCUGUUGAUGCCCUCAACGAGCUCACAGUCAGCACUGGAGCUGAUAGGCUGCUGAAGAUCUGGAAGUUCAAAUCCAAAGAGCUUUUACACACAGUCAGCCUGCCUGCAUCCCCUGCUUCCACACUCUUGCACAGAGACAGUGGAAUGCUUGCCAUUGCUCUCGAUGACUUCACUGUCAGUAUCUUGGACAUGGAAACAAAGAGGAUUGUACGGCGUUUCUCUGGACAGCGUGGACAGGUUAACGAUAUGACUUUCAGCCCGGAUGGACGAUGGUUGAUAAUAGCCUCCAUGGACUGCACCAUUAGAACAUGGGACCUUCCCUCUGGCAGUUUGGUCGACUGUUUCCUGGUAGAUUCAGCAGCCAUCAGCAUCAGUUUCUCUCCCACGGGGAACUUCCUUGCCUCCUCCCAUGUUGACUGUCUGGGUAUUUACUUAUGGUCCAACAACACACUGUGUAGUUUGGUGUCGUUGCGCCCUCUACCUGCAGACUAUGAACCUUUUGUGGCGAUCCUGCCUGGCUCUUGCUUAAGCAAAGAUGACGAAGAGGAGGAUACAGAUGCUGAUAACUUGAAAAUGGCAGAGUAUGUGUCUCCUGCACAGCUUGACGAACAGCUAGUCACUUUGUCUCUGCUGCCUGACUCUCGGUGGAAAAACCUUCUUCACCUGGACAUCAUCAGGACAAAGAACAAGCCAAAAGAACCCCCUAAAGUGCCUAAAGCAGCUCCCUUUUUCAUCCCCACCAUUCCAGGGCUCGUACCUCAGUUCGCCCUCCCUGACACAUCAUCAGAAGAGCAAUCAAAAGUGGUUAACCUGGGAGCACUAGCACAGAAGUCAAGUUUCUACCUCCAGCUUGAAGAAGCGCUAGAUACUAAUCUCUAUGAGGGUCCAGUGCAGCUCUUGAAGGAGUUGGGCCCUUCUGCUAUUGAUACAGAGCUGCGAGGCCUGGCACCAGGUAUGGGAGGAGAUAUUUGUGUCAUGCAGAGCUUCCUCAAGAUGAUUGGCAGCAUGUUGCUUUCGAGGCAAGACUUUGACCUGGCUCAGGCCUACCUUGCACUCUUCCUCAAGUUGCACCUGCGGUUAAUUGCUGAGCAGACUCUUCUCAUGGAGGAGGCGGGGAACGUUUUGGAGCUAUUGGAGGAGACAUGGACUUCCAUGCAGACCAUCCUCAACCACAGCAUGUGCCUCCUGUCCUACAUCAAGAGUGCUUUGCUGUAGAAAACACUUAGGCACUCACUGUUUUUUUUUUUUUUUUCUUUUUUGUAAUAUGCGAAGUUACAGAACUUACAUAUGCAAUGUUUUACAUUUUUCUUCCUAGAACCUAUAAUGGAUUUAAAAAAAAUAAUACAGCGAAAAGCUUUGGUGGUUUAUAGUUAUAUUAAAGAAAGACAUAAUUCA